CCUGCCUCUGGGAAACCACCUCAAGCUUCCCCAGACAGAACUCAGAGCUCCGAACCAAAUCAAUCACCCAGCCAAACUAUCCAUCUGUUCCUGAAUUCCAGAACUCAAGUUAAACAGAAAAUAAUCAUGGCUUCAGGAUACGAUAGAGCUCUUUCUGGUAAGCUAAGCUCCACAUCCAAUAGCUCCAACUACCCAAGCUAAUACGUCGCAGUGUUCAGGUUUGUUAUCAUCAGCCAAACAGUUACCAUGGCAAGCUAACAGAUCGAUAGUCCCGACGGACACGUUUUCCAGGUCGAAUAUGCCCUCGAAGCCGUCAAACGAGGUAUGGUCAAAUCAUUGAGGUUUAUGGAAUACAAGCUAAGACAACACCAGGAACCUGCGCGGUCGGCGUCAAGGGAAAAGAUAUUGUAGUAUUAGGAUGUGAGAAGCGCUCGGCAAUGAAACUACAAGAUACCCGCAUCACACCCUCGAAAAUUGGAUUGGUCGAUAUCCACGUCUGUUUAGCAUUCGCCGGACUCAACGCAGAUGCCCGAAUCCUAGUCGACAAGGCCAGAUUAGAAGCUCAAUCCCACCGACUUACUGUAGAGGAUCCCGUCACGAUAGAGUACAUUACAAAAUACGUGGCUGGUGUGCAACAAAGAUAUACUCAGAGUGGUGGUGUCCGGCCGUUUGGUAUCAGCACUUUGAUUGUUGGUUUUGAUCCGCUUGACAAGACUCCACGAUUGUAUCAGACUGAGCCAUCUGGAAUUUACUCUGCAUGGUAAGCAUAAUUCAGAAGUUCGGAAGUUUAUGUUGGGUAGCUAUGUUGGGUAGCUAACAAUCUUACAGGAAGGCAAAUGCCAUCGGACGAUCAAGCAAGACAGUCCGAGAAUUCCUGGAGCGAAACCACAAAGACGAUAUGGAUCGCGAAACAACCCUUAAAUUAACCAUCAAGUCAUUACUCGAAGUUGUACAAACCGGAGCAAAGAACAUCGAAAUCGCAAUCAUGGCACCGGGGAAGCCACUCGAGAUGUUACCUGUAGAGGAUAUCGAGGCAUAUGUGAAGAGCAUCGAGCAAGAAAAGGCUGAGGCAGCAAAGAAGAAGACUGGACGAACACCCGGUACCGGAAGCGCGGCAAUCCUGUCAAGGGGUCCAGAUGAGUAG
Messenger RNA from Hymenoscyphus albidus, 1144 nucleotides. The record is from the annotation of a GenBank genome assembly. Lineage: Eukaryota; Fungi; Ascomycota; Leotiomycetes; Helotiales; Helotiaceae.